Messenger RNA from Aspergillus ochraceoroseus IBT 24754, 906 nucleotides. RefSeq names its product MYB DNA-binding domain protein. Lineage: Eukaryota; Fungi; Ascomycota; Eurotiomycetes; Eurotiales; Aspergillaceae. The record is from RefSeq and is a predicted model, not a curated record. Gene Ontology annotation, molecular function: DNA-binding transcription factor activity, RNA polymerase II-specific; RNA polymerase II cis-regulatory region sequence-specific DNA binding. Gene Ontology annotation, biological process: regulation of DNA-templated transcription. Gene Ontology annotation, cellular component: nucleus. Bases 1 to 906 code for a protein of 301 amino acids. The transcript is spliced from 2 exons.
AUGAUUGCGUUACAAAACCAUCCUAUCCUACCUCCUGCCAAAGUGGAUAUCUCACUGCUCUUGAAGCCCCAAGAUGAAGAGGAGGCCACCCCCGUGACCACUAUGGCUACUCUCCCACCCCUUUCUGCCAUGCAGGCGCCGAUGCCGCCAGUAGCGCCAGGCGUAAUCGCACACCACAUCGCACCAGGAAUCCCGCAACCAUUACAUUCGGUGCCUCCGCUGACUGCCAAGGCUCCGGUUUCUGUCCCAGCAAAGCGCCUGCAACCGGCCCAUACGGCGGAAUCUCCAGCGAAGAAGCAGUCAAAGUGGUCUCCAGAGGAGGAUGCUUUGAUUAUUGAGCUGCGGGGUAGUGGGAUGAAGUGGGAGGAUAUCAGCAAGCGACUUCCCGGACGAAGUGCGAUCAGCUGCCGCCUCCAUUAUCAGAACUAUCUGGAGCGCAGGAGUGAAUGGGAUGAAGACAAGAAAAACAAGCUUGCGCGGCUUUAUGAGAGGUUCAAGGCGGAAAUGUGGUCCAAAGUGGCGGAGGAAAUGGCAAUUCCCUGGAGGGCUGCAGAGGCUAUGCAUUGGCAACUAGGGGAGCAAGAGAUGGCCCGACGAGCUGGAGUGGUUCCAUUUUCGCUAUCAAGUUCAGCCAUCGACCCACCGGCCCCUAGGGCACGCAGGGCUAGCACAUCGCUAUCCCGACCAAGAAAGGGAUCGGCAUCACGAACAAUCCCCCCUCCGCCUCAACUUCCAUCCGUUGAAGAGCUCACAGCUGGAGUCCCUGCAUUCGCUCCGCCGCCGCCUUUCGCACAUCCACCACCACGAGAUGCGUAUCGGAUAGGACGGCCACUGAGCCUAGGUGCAAGCCCUACUAGACUCCUGGGGCCACCUCACCUCGGUAUUCCGCCUCGAACGCUUCCUUAG